UCUGAAGAAUGUUCUUCGUUACCAAGGUGGAUUUUGACCCCUGCCCACAGCCUGGAUCCUGUGGAUCCUGUGUUCGGGUUUGGGAACCAAACCAUGGCGCCACCGGUCUCUCCAGUCAGCCUCUUGUCGCCAACGAAGCACCGCGGCCGCGGUUCCCGCUGCGCCAUGGCGUGUAGUUGCUGCGAUGCGGUCGAAGAGGAGGUGAAAAAGGUGGAAGAGAAUCUCGCCGAGGUGGUGCAAGAUGCAGCCCAAGCCAUCGAGACCGUGGUGGAGAAGGCGGAAGACGUCGUCGAGAGUGUGGCGCACGAUCUGGAGGCCGCCUCGGAACACGGAAUGCUGGUGGUGAAGGGCUUUCUGGAAGAGAAGUUGAGGAUGACUCUAAAGGCUCUUCUGAAGAACGUGCCCAAGAUCAUCAAGCAAGCCACGGACGACCAGGAUCUGCCGAAGUUUGGCAAAGACAUGAAGGAUGAUGCCAUUGACAUUGUCUGGCACAAUGUGGAAGAAGAGAUCAUUCGGGAGAUUGAGGAAACGACGUUCGGUGAGGCGGAAGACCCAGGCGCCCCAGUGUGCUGCUGUUGUGUGAACUUCGUGCGUUAUCAUCUUUAUCCGUAUGAUCGAGGACUCCCGGGUGUCUUUCAGGAUCCCUUAUUCUUGCUCUGCUUUCUUAUAGCCUUGUUUCCUUUGUUCAGCAUUGCACCUUACAUGUUCUUCCUGAUCUUCUUCAUGAUCGACAAGACUGACGAGUUCCAGAUGCUUUUCUUCAUCGUGCAGGUGCGUGGCAUGCAAUUUCCCUCCGAUGGGCUCCUGGCCGUCUACAUCCGGUACAUAGAGCUCUUCGUGUGCGUGCAGGAUGGCAAAGAUUGUCUUGCAGACACCAUUCUGCCGUCGACGUUUCAGGAGGUUGGUUUGUACAUGGACUUCAUUGGCUACGUCCUUCGACUCCUUCUGGUUUGGUUCAGUUUCUUCUUGCUUUGUCGCGCUCGUCGGCAGAGACCCCCCAAUGAUCCCUUUGAAGGGAGGAAAAGCAGGAUCGGUGGAAACAUGAUCUACCUGCUGGUCUUUGACCUUGUGCUUUCACUGGGUGGCAUUGGUGCGAUUCUGGGCGUGCUGGCUCAAAAGGAUUGGGAUCUGAUUUCACUUCAGAUCAUGUCGAUGAUGAACUUUGUGAAGUUCGUGCAUGGCUUCUUCUCGAUGCCCUUCUUCCUCUUGUUGGUGGUGCCCUUGUUGCGGAACAUCUUCUUGCAUACCUGGCCCACCGGCUACGACCGACAGGGGCGUUGCCGCCGGUACAUUGGCCCUCAGCCUCCGACUCCUAAGGACUCGGAGAAGGUUUUCCCGGAGCUGGCGGCCGGCGAGGUCUCGGAGGUCUUUGAGAAGGUGAAGAAGUCCUUUCUGGGCUCUAAGAGCGCCUGAGAGAGAGAUCUUAGCUGUCGAAAACCGAGCGAGCCAAAAAUGGCUCAAAAGGAAAACCACAUGGCUCGAAUGGGGACCCGUUGGGGACGUAACAAAUGACCAAUGCAGAAGACGUCACGGCAAGUCAU
Messenger RNA from Durusdinium trenchii, 1541 nucleotides. Lineage: Eukaryota; Dinophyceae; Suessiales; Symbiodiniaceae. The record is from the annotation of a GenBank genome assembly.